Cryptomeria japonica (Japanese cedar) is the source of this 3905-nucleotide messenger RNA. Its product is annotated as disease resistance protein RPV1-like. Gene Ontology annotation, biological process: defense response to fungus. The coding region runs from base 295 to 3654 and encodes 1119 amino acids. Gene Ontology annotation, molecular function: protein binding; ADP binding. Lineage: Eukaryota; Viridiplantae; Streptophyta; Pinopsida; Cupressales; Cupressaceae. The transcript is spliced from 12 exons. The record is from RefSeq and is a predicted model, not a curated record.
UCAUUUCACCAAAAACACUGAAGCAGAUCUUGACCUCAUCGCUUAUGACGUUAGGACCUUACACUCAACAAGAGUCAAACUCUCCAAGUAUAUUCAGAACUAUUCAAUUUCUCCAAUAAACCAAAAACAUUCGUCUAUUUUCAACUCUUUAACAAUGACCCUUUGACAUUGGAUGGAAAAUAAACAUUCACUAUAGACAAAUUACAAAGAUAAAACCCAGAUGAUCCCAGCUGUGGCUCCUGCAAUUGCUCUUCACCCUCUUCACCUUCUCAUCCUGUUCAUGCUGGACCUUCCAUGACCAACAAGAUUCAUUCGAAGAGAUUCAAUGAUAUAAGCCAGCUUCAUGAACUGAUUCAGUUUAUCGAAGAGCUAUUGAAGAUCGCGUCAGGAAAGAAGAGUAGAGAAGGAUGUAGCUCAGCAGUAAGCUCUUAUAUCCAGGAUGGGCAGACAUUACUGCAGCUAGUAGAGGAAAACAUUGAUAGAUUUCAUAAAACGAAUAUUCUUUUACAGAAACAUUCCAUGGCUGGCACAAGUGCAGAGAUAGAAAGAAUUGUUAUAGAAUUGCUCGAAGGUGCUGGGAAAAUUCGUUGGGUCGGAGCAGCACUUUCUAUGGUGGGAUUUGUAUUGGAGAGAUGUAUUCAGACUUCUCACAACAAGAGUGAGUGCCUUGAAAUUCUGAGAAGGAUGGUUAAUCUUGGAAAGCAAAUUCUGCAGCUGAAUGACCAAAUGCCAGACGAGAAGCAAAAACUCAAUGAAGCAGUCCAAUGCAUUGUUGUAGGAUGCACAAUGUGCGCUUCCCAACUUACAACAGCAAGGGUUUUUAGGUUUCUUACUGCUUCAGUGAAUGCCGAUAGUAUACAGAGCUUCCAAGUCAAAAUAGACCGCUUGUAUGAUGAUCUUGUACUGUGGGGUAUAACUGACAUGGAGAAAAGAUUGACAAAGGUUGCUCCGCAGUCACAGGGACUCUAUGCAUACCAAACAGCAGGCUGUGAUUCCUGCAAUUGCUUCUCACCCUCUUCACCUUCUCAUCCUGUUCAUGCUGGACCUUCCAUGGCCAACAAGAUUCAUUCGAAGAGACUUAUACUGAGAUUCAAUGAUAUAAGCCAGCUUGAUGAACUGAUUCAGUUUAUCGAAGAGCUAUUGAAGAUCGCGUCAGGAAAGAAGAGUAGAGAAGGAUUUAACUCAGCAGUAAGCUCUUAUAUCCAGGAUGGCCAGACAUUACUGCAGAUAGUAGAGGAAAACAUUGAUAGAUUUCAUAAAACGAAAGAUUCCAUGGCUGGCACAAGUGCAGAGAUAGAAAAAAUUGUUAUAGAAUUGCUCGAAGGUGCUGGCAAAAUUCAUUGGGUGGGAGCAGCACUUUCUAUGGUGGGAUUUGUAUUGGAGAGAUGUAUUCAGACUUCUCACAACAAGAGUGAGUGCCUUGAAAUUCUGAGAAGGAUGGUUAAUCUUGGAAAGCAAAUUCUGCAGUUGAAUGACCAAUUGCCAGACGAGAAGCAAAAACUCAAUGAAGCAGUCCAAUGCAUUGUUGUAGGAUGCACAAUGUGCGCUUCCCAACUUUCAACAACAAGGGUUUUUAGGUUUCUUACUGCUUCAGUGAGUGCCCAUAGUAUACAGAGUUUCCAAGUCAAAAUAGACCGCUUGUAUGAUGACCUUGUACUGUGGGGUAUAACUGACAUGGAGAAAAGAUUGACAAAGGUUGCUCCGCAGUCACAGGGACUCUAUGCAUACCAAACAGCAGUCGGAAUUGAGAGUGGACGAGAAACAGUAAUCCGACUGCUAGAUUUGGAAGCACAACAUUCAUCAGUACAGGUAGUGGUUGUCUAUGGAUUAGGAGGGAUGGGCAAAACGACACUUGCUGAUGCCGUUUAUGCAAACAUCGACCUCCAAAAUUAUAAGCAUUGCAGAAUUCACAUGGAACAAAACUGUACCAAGAAUGAUCUUAAAGUCCUUCAAGAACAGAUUUUGAAUGCAUUGUUCCACCAGAAUGUGAAAUUGACUGACUGUCACCAAGGUCAGGGAAUGAUCUGGUCUUUCUUAAAAAAGAAUCCCAAUCAGCCAGUAUUUCUAUACAUUGACAAUGCUCUGAACAAAGCAGAUUUGAAACAACUUCUACCUACAGAAUUGGGCAGUUGCCUUCCACCUAAGAGCAGAAUUCUUGUCACUACCCGAAAUCUUCAGGAGACGGACAUCUUUGUCUACAGGAAUAUCCAACGCCGAGAAUAUGCGGUGAGUUUUCUCCCUCCGAGAGAGGCCAGAAAGAUUUUGUUGAGGAAAGCUUCAGAGCACAAUGAUGAAAACAACAUAGACGCUCUGCUCAAGCUUUGUGGAGGCGUCCCACUUCUACUGGAAAUAAUUGGCUCGCAACUGGGCAUCAGUUGUAGAAAUACAAAUAAUAACAAUAAAAUAGUAUUAGAGUUGAUUAGAGAAGGGGAGAUGGUGGAAGAGGAAGAUAUAAGUGACAGAAUAGUUGAUUAUGUAUACCACAGAUUGUUACCCCCUGUUAAAGAAGCCUUUCUAGACAUCACAUCCUUGCUCUGUUAUUGGCCAAGGGAAGAAGUGGCAUACAUAGUUGGAGAAGAGGAGUUCAGAGCUCUUGAAGAUGCAACAUUUGUCAAGACAUCAGAAGAUGGUCGUGUGAUUGUUCAUGACAUUGUUCGAGCAAGAGGGAAAAAGAUGUCAGAACAAAACAGAGUCACGGACCCUGAGACUUUAUUGAAAUGUCUCAAAGACGAAGAGAAACUCAAAACUUUAAGAGGCAUCUUUCUUAAUAAAAAAUAUGACCACCCUUCAAUCGUACUUAAUGAUGAACAUCUGAAGUGGAUGAGCAACUCAUUAAGAGUGCUAUCUUAUGAAGGAUCACAGAUAACAUUCAGGGGGAAAUGUCAUAAACCAUUAAGACAACUUAGAUACCUCCAAAUUGCAAGUGACAUUCCAGAUUUACCAAUGGAGUUUGAGAAACUUGAGCAUCUCUCCAUAUACAGGGGCCCAUUCCUGCCAGGCAUGAGUUUUAAUGAGUUUCCUCCCAGCUUGCGCGUAAUGACCUCACUAAACCUCACAAAGAUGCAUGCUUCUUCACAGAACAGAGUUGCAUAUUCUCAAAUUCCCACCAAAGUCACUCCAGAUUCUUCACUUGUAAAAUUAAGCUUAUAUGGUUUGAAAAAUAUGGAAAGGCCACCAGAUGGAAUGGAAAAUCUAACAAAGUUAGAGCAAUUAUAUUUAAGAGGUUGCCAUCAGUUGAGGGAAUUGCCUUCCGGACUUGGGCAACUGAACAAUCUAAAAGAGCUGCGUCUAAGUCAGUGCCAAGAAUUGAAAGAGUUGCCUUCAAACAUUGGGCAACUGAGCAAUUUGAAAUCACUGUAUUUAUAUGACUGCUCUGCAUUAAGUUUAUUGCCUUCCAGUUUUGGGGAUCUCAUUUCCCUAAAAACUUUGCAAUUGAGUUAUUGUUCAAGUUUGAAAAUGUUGCCUUCUAAUUUUGGGCAACUCAAAAAGUUGGAAGAGUUGGAUUUGAGACACUGUUACGGGUUAGAAGAAUGGCCAUCGAACUUGAGAGAUCUAACAGAGAUGAAGAAGAUGGUUUUGGUGGGUUGUUCUUUGAAACUGAAAGAAUCAUUACCUCUUCAUAUCAAAGAAAGUUGUUUUAUUGUAUUUGAUUAAAUAAUUCCCUCAAAAAUCAUUCAAUUGUUAUUUUGAGAGGAUUUUGUAGAGGUCUCUAGCCUCCUGCUUGUCUUCCUCAGUGUCUGCAUAGCAUUCCCUGAGAAGAAAGAGGGUGAGCGCGGAGCUCUGCACAUGAAAUUUGUUAAGGCUCACCAUUUGAGCUCCCCAAGUCUCCAUCUUGUUAAGGCCCACCAUCUUGGGCUUCCCAAGGACUUUGCAUUGUUUUACACAUGUAAAGUUUUUUAAUUUUA